AUGGCCACCGAGUCACGCUUCUACGUCUACCUUGAGCCCUAUGAGCCACUGGUGGAUGCAGCCGCAGCUCUCGUCGCCACGAUAGUCCAGUCUCUUCGCACUCACGGUCUCAAGGCUAUAUGGCACUUCACCGAGUGGCGAGAUGCCGCUUUUGCAUCCUGGUACAAGAAUUCGAGUCCUAAUUUCGUGCAAUACGAGGACACUACCGCAGUCCCAGCGCUCGUCUCUGAUGCGGCAGGCGUCGUGCUCGACGUAGGUCCGGGUAACGGGAAUCAGCUUUCUCGCCUAGACAAGGACAAGAUCAAACACGUCUAUGGCAUUGAGAAGAACCCCCAUUUCAUUCCGGACCUGGAGCUCCAAAUUCAGAAAAUGGGCCUUGCACGAAAGUACUCUGUCAUUGCUUGUGGCAUUGAAGACACCGAUGUGCUAGAGAAGAACGGCAUUGCCGAGGGUAGUAUUGAUACCGUGUUGUGCAUUCAGGUCCUGUGCUCCGUGUCCGACCCGCAGCGGGUUGCCCGCGGUCUGUACAAGCUUCUCAAGCCCGGCGGCACUCUCAUAUUCUGGGAGCACCAUGUCAACCAUGACUUUGGGAUGAGGGUAGCGCAAUGGUUUUGGAAUCCGGCAUGGAAAUAUGUCGUCGGCGGCUGUAAUGUCAAUAGAGAUACACUUGCCAUAUUGAAACAAGCUGGGGCUUGGGAGAACUUUGAUUCAAUCCAAGGAGAUGAAGAGCCGAACAGCUUUCUCCCGCGGAUAUGGGGUGGACUUGUCAAGAGUAGUUAA
Molecule: messenger RNA, 780 nt
Organism: Pestalotiopsis fici W106-1
Lineage: Eukaryota; Fungi; Ascomycota; Sordariomycetes; Amphisphaeriales; Sporocadaceae
Exons: 3
Coding region: 1-780 (259 amino acids)
Molecular function (GO): S-adenosylmethionine-dependent methyltransferase activity
Source: RefSeq, a predicted model, not a curated record